Drosophila guanche is the source of this 975-nucleotide messenger RNA. RefSeq lists its product as uncharacterized. Bases 573 to 929 code for a protein of 118 amino acids. The transcript is spliced from 2 exons. NCBI's taxonomy places the organism in Eukaryota, Metazoa, Arthropoda, Insecta, Diptera, Drosophilidae. The record is from RefSeq and is a predicted model, not a curated record.
UGAAGAGUAGGAGGAGUCGUGUUGUGUAUAUAAUGUAUAUAGAAAUGGUCCCAUUACCCCACACACCCAUUUACCCAUUACCCUUACCCUUACGAAUUCCAUUUGCAUUCCCAACAAACAAAAAACUACGGAACAACUGCGGAUUGUAUAAUUUACAAAUAAAAACGAAAUCAAAUUUGCAGCUACCCCAAAAUGCUACUCAUAAUUAAUUGACUAAUUUAUGGCCGAGAAACAAAGUGUUUUGUGGAUAAUUCUCCUUCCUUUUACGUCACGGGAACCCACCGGCGCUGGGCUAAGUACAAUCUAUCUAUCCAUCCACUGGGUAAACAACCCCAGCAACCAACCAUCAGGUGGUUACUGGCACCGAUCGUUACCCGGGGGAUGAGUCAAGUUCAAUGACGAAAUUCCACACGGGGUGCCACCAAAAAAAAGGGGGCAGAGCAAAACAAAGUUAAUUGGGGAAAAUUGCCAUACGGCAGCCGUGCGUAAAAUUGUCACACCUCGGGGCGUUAUAAAUUGGAAAAGUCCGAGCGCAACAUAGUUAGUCCGGAAUCACAGCUCCAUCACACAAAAUGUCACACAAAUCCAGCUACAAUUGCAGCCUCUACUGGCUAUUGAUUUCCUGCCUACUGGCGCUCACAUCUUCCCAGUAUUAUACACAGUACAAUCCCUACUACUCGCCCAGUCCAACGUUCUCCAGCUUGAAUCAAUAUUACUACCAGACCACGCCGUAUACCUACUACAGCACUUAUGCCACAGCGAGUCCUUAUGACAAUACAAAGAUACGCAUUUGGCCCUAUGUGAUUGGCCAGUAUCUGUAUCCGGUGUACAACAACAACAACUACAACAAUCCGUAUGCCUCGCUGAGCAAUCCCAACUGGCAGAGCUACUACUCGAAUGUCUAUCAAUCGAAUUGGGGUCGAAAGUAAACCAAAUUAAAGGGAGGGGUCUAUAAUAAUAUCGUGUUCAGUUAAU